CCGUCCCAUGCAUGCAGAACUGUCAGCAGCACAGUUUGUCAGCCUGACGGAGGGGACACCGCUGCUCAGUUUCAAGGACAUGGAGGAGAAGGAGCAGCCCACAGGAGGUCCUCAUUUUGUGGGGAAGAGGGAUGAACUAGUCCAAGCAAAGCGCUCUUUCAGAACACUAGAAGGUCGGGAUAUACUGAUCAUCCACCAUGGGGGAGUCUUUUAUGCUAUGGAUUCUUACUGUUACCAUGCUGGAGGAGAACUGCAGAAUGGAGACAUUGAGGAAUUUGACGGCAAGCUGUGCAUAAUUUGUCCCAACCACAAGUACAAGAUCUGUCUCGCACAGGGAGAGAGCAUUUACAAGUCAACCAACCCCAAGGAGAAGCCGCCUGUGCCCAGAUGGUACUCCAAGGGUGUAAAACAGCGGACCCACACGGUCACUGAGAACAACGACGGCAAUGUUUAUGUCAAACUCUCGGACGUGGCCGGCUGGAUCGAGUCAGACUACUUCCAGGGAGAGAAGGGCAAGAUAGAGAGGGAAAAAGCUGCGGCGGCUGAAAAGAAGAAAUCUUGAUCAUCUUGUUACAGAUGGAUGUGAAUGGCAUCUAUUGACUGGAUGUUUAAGAGCAUGCCAUUUGUUUUAGGCUUUUAGCAGACUAGAAAGAAAUAUUCUUUUUUUUGAAGCCUUUAGGACUUUUUAGAAUUUUAAAUUUCUUCAUUUGUUUACCUGAAAACGUUUUACUGAAAAAAAACCCUCUAAUCUCUCAAUUAUCAUGUAGAGUACUAAAUACAUUUUUGAUGGAUUCACUUUCACGUUCUCUCUUUUUCUGCAUUUUAAUAUUCCUCAUGCAUUAUGCAUACAGUGGAUGAAUCGAUGAGAUAAAAAGGUUUAUACUGAUUGUUUAAAAUCGCAAAGUGAAAAUGUAUCAGUGUUAAAAUAUAAAGAUCAUUCUUGGACAUGUUUUUGUGAUGUUCAUGUCCAUUUGUUCCUUCAGAAAAAAAGAAUACGAAAGCAUGCAUGUCUAUAGGCUGCACAGAUUCAAGCAUUUGGGAUUUGAAAUGGGUUUUUUUAUUUGUUGGUGAAGAACUCUUUCGGUGACUGAAUUGAAAAAGAAAACUUUGCUGGCUAUACAGUAAGCAAAUCCCUGAGGUUGUUGAAAGGUUUGAUGACAGCUGUUCACUAGUCCCGCCUCUUAUGUUCACUUGUGAUGUAUAUUCUGUUUAGAAAUACAAGGUUUAAGUUUGAAAAUUUGACAUGAUCUUCUCAUCUUUGUUAAGAAAGUAAAUACAUGCAUUUAAAAGAA
This is a messenger RNA of Labrus bergylta (ballan wrasse), 1292 nucleotides long. It is a transcript of the gene rfesd, whose product is annotated as Rieske (Fe-S) domain containing. The record is from RefSeq and is a predicted model, not a curated record. NCBI's taxonomy places the organism in Eukaryota, Metazoa, Chordata, Actinopteri, Labriformes, Labridae. Gene Ontology annotation, molecular function: 2 iron, 2 sulfur cluster binding.